ACAGUAAGAUGCAGCCGGAGUUCAGCAGCAGAGCCUGCAUGUGAGGAUAAACGUGUUUAAGUGGACUCUGUUUAAACUUUCGGGAUGUUUCACCUCAGACUCAUCUCCUGUUAGCCAAGAAUGCUAAAGGAAGUUAGCUUGUCAGCAGGAAGUAGCCGGAGCCGGAGCUCGGCCUCACAGUGUGUAUUUUAUCAGAGUGAGCUGCGUGUCUGUAACGGAGUGUGUCUGGAGGAAAAGCUGCUGUAAACAUGUCUAAAGUCCAAACGCUGAGAGCUUUUGUCCAGCAGCGACUAAGUGCGGCUGCUGAAGAGAUAUUUGAGCUGUUUGAAAGAACGAUAGCAGAGUACGAGGAGGAACUUUGUGGACAACGCAAACUACUGGACGCUGUUUUCAAGCCUGAAGUCCGGUUACACAGAGCAGAAGUCCAGUUGUUAUUGUUGAAAAAGGACGAUGUUCCCCCUGAGCAGCAGGGGUGGUGCCCCGGCCUGGACCAGGAGGACCCGCAAGAACCCCCAAACAGCCCCAGCCUGGACCAGGAGGACCCACCAGAGCCCCCACACAUUAAAAGCGAUUGGAGCCCCAGUCUGGACCAGGAUGACCCACCAGAACCCCCACACAUUAAAGAGGAACAGGAGGAACUCUGGACCAGUCCGGAGGGAGAGCAGCUUCUAGGGUUGGAGGAGGAGUUCACAUUCACUCCAGUCCUUAUGAAGAGUGAAGAAGACAAUGAAGAGAGACCUCAGUCCUCGCAGCUUCAUCAAAGACUCACUGAACAAAUGAAAACAGAAGCUGAUGGAGAGGACUGUGGAGGACCAGAACCAGCCAGCAACUCGGAUCCACAUAGAUAUUUACAACCAGCUACUCAUGUCAGGACAUCAUGCUCCUCUGAACCUCAGACCGAUGAGAUUUGUGAAUGGCAGGGGACCAUGGAAACUCGAUCAGGAGUAAACCCUCUGAAAAUUAACAGUGGAUGUAACACUGUUGGUAAAUCAUUUAGCUGCUCUAAGUGUAGUAAAGUAUUCCGCCACAACUCGGGUCUGAAGAGACACAUGAGAAUUCACACAGGCGAGAAAUCAUUUAGUUGUUUUGUCUGUGGUAGAAGAUUUGCACAUAAGUUUCAACUGAGACAGCACUUGACCGUCCAUUCAGGGGGGACACCCUUUAGUUGUAUAGGUGAAACAUUGGCAAAAAGCUCAGAUUUGACCUCACAUUUAAGGGUUCAUACAGGAGGAAAACCUUUUACAUGCUCAGUUUGUAAAUCAAGUUUUCGUUCCAGACGCAAUUUGUCCAGACACAUGAGAAUCCACACGGGGGAGAAACCAUUUUGUUGCAGCAUUUGUAAUAAAAGAUUCAUUCGGCUCGAUUAUGUGAAAAAGCACAAGUGUGAUGGCAAGAACAGUGGAAGUAAAUGAAGCUGCAGAGAUGCUUGUUGAGUCGAUUCCUUCCAGCAGGAUUGAAGUACUGAGGGCAAGACUCGAUACUGAUCAGUUCAAAACUGUGGCACAGAGUCCAAAAUAAGUCGUGCUUCACCUUUUCAGUAGGCGUGGGGGGGGGGAAUCGAUACAGCAUAGUAUCGUGAUAUUUGCCAUGGCAAUACUGUAUCGAUACACAGACGCCAAGUACCGAUAUCUUAUUAUAUAAAUUGCAGAUGGGACUUUUAACUUUUUGGUAAUAGAAUAAUAAAAUCUAUUACUUUUUUUAGUCCACUAGAAAACUUCAUCAAGGAUCAUAUAGAGGACUGAAAAAGUGAUAUGAACAAACAGAGAAAUGUAUCUUUUUAGAUAAACAGAUGUUGACAAAGUUUGACUUUUUGUACAGUACUUGAGAGUUGUUGGUUACUGUAAUCAUACUUCAACUGGGUGUCUUAGUCCCAGUACUUGUAUGUAUAUUAAUUGCAGUUGUUUUGUUGCUGCAACAAACCUCCCAAGAGUUGUUUUUCUUCUUUCUUCUCUUUUUUUUUUCUUCUUCUUCAGUCAAGACAUGUUUGUUAAUAAUUUAGUUUCUGUGGAUUAAUAACGUUUGUUAACAAUUAGAAGACACUAACAAAAAUGUGUAAGGGGAAACAAGAAUAGUUGUGGAUCAAUAAGUAAUUUAUAGAGCAUAUGUAGCAUUGUUUCUAAAUGAUCGAACUUUAAAUAAUCAUGCACGAAAACAAGUAAAACACUUGCAAAAUGUAGUGUAACCUAAGACAUAAUAAAGAUUUUGUAAACCUAA
This is a messenger RNA of Micropterus salmoides (largemouth bass), 2214 nucleotides long. RefSeq names its product zinc finger protein 333-like. Gene Ontology annotation, molecular function: RNA polymerase II cis-regulatory region sequence-specific DNA binding; DNA-binding transcription factor activity. The transcript has 3 exons. The record is from RefSeq and is a predicted model, not a curated record. The coding region runs from base 249 to 1412 and encodes 387 amino acids. Lineage: Eukaryota; Metazoa; Chordata; Actinopteri; Centrarchiformes; Centrarchidae. Gene Ontology annotation, biological process: regulation of transcription by RNA polymerase II.